This is a messenger RNA of Micropterus dolomieu (smallmouth bass), 1007 nucleotides long. RefSeq names its product cholecystokinin receptor type A-like. Gene Ontology annotation, molecular function: neuropeptide receptor activity. The record is from RefSeq and is a predicted model, not a curated record. Gene Ontology annotation, cellular component: membrane. Gene Ontology annotation, biological process: neuropeptide signaling pathway. Lineage: Eukaryota; Metazoa; Chordata; Actinopteri; Centrarchiformes; Centrarchidae. The transcript has 2 exons. The annotation marks the transcript as partial.
GUGUGGGUUUGUCCUCAUUGCCAUGAUUCUUUCCAUGGCCACUUUGCCUUUUAGCUCUAUUGUCACUUUGAAAAUUACAAUUUAAACAAAUUUUCUCAGUUUAGAGAGAAACUGGAGUCACCCCCACCUUGAAGCUAUAGAUAAGACGGCCUAUUCAUGUAGUGCUUUGGCUAAGUUGUACAGUGACAGUCGUGAGUUGAAUGAGAUGAGGGAGAGAGAUGGGGAGAGACAGAGAGAGAGAGGGAGUGUAGGCCUAUGUGUGAAAGAGAGAUAGAGAGGGAAAGAGAGCUCCUCAGUUGCCUUAGCAGCGCAGCUCCAUUCCUUCACAGUCGGGCUUCAGUCCGGAGCAGUGAGCGCUGCGCUGCGCUUCACCUACACGACUUCACCUUAAUUAACCAGUCACAGUCCGGUUGUAUUCCAGGUAUUCCGCGGUGUUAGAUUUUUUUUUAAUUUGUAAACUCCAGUUUGGGCUUUCUCCAAGUUUCACAACGCCCUCUCUGCGGCUGAUAUGAAGAAAAAGGCGACGGUGGCAAGUUGAUUCCAGUGCGGCUCCAGGUUUAAACAGCUCUGCAAGGUGUAAUAACGCUCCUGACGGUCGUCCUUGUCACCAGAGAGCAUGGCUCUGCAGGCGGGGAAUGAGAGUGUUGUGGAGGUGUCGGCGGGCUGCGUGGAGCAGGGCAACCUCACGGAAGUUACCGACUAUAAUAUCAGCUGUACGAACAGCUCCGUCCUCCCCAGACCGGCCACCAAGAGCAGAGAGACGGACUCGCUGCGCAUCCUGCUUUACUCUUUGAUCUUCCUGCUCAGCGUCUUUGGCAACCUGCUUAUCAUUGUGGUCCUGAUGCUGAACAAGCGCAUGCGGACCGUCACCAACUCCUUCCUGCUGUCGCUGGCGGUCAGCGACCUCAUGAUGGCCAUCUUCUGCAUGCCAUUCACCCUCAUCCCCAACAUCCUGGAGGACUUCAUCUUCGGGGGCGCCAUGUGCAAGACGGUCUCCUACUUUAUGG